Paramuricea clavata is the source of this 921-nucleotide messenger RNA. The record is from the annotation of a GenBank genome assembly. NCBI's taxonomy places the organism in Eukaryota, Metazoa, Cnidaria, Anthozoa, Malacalcyonacea, Plexauridae.
AUGGAAAUGCCACAAUUUCAUCUACCUUCAUCGCUCGAUCUGACAGACCGUAAUCUGGCAGAUAGCUUUAAGAAAUGGAAACGUCAGUUACAACUUUAUAUGGAAGCUAGUGGGAAUAAUAACAAGCCAAAGCAGCGACAAACGGCUAUUAUAUUACACUGUGCAGGCCCGCAAGUCCUUGAGGUUUAUGAUCAUUUUGAAUUUGAAGGAGAAAAUGACAAAAAUGAUCCUGUUAAAGUGCUCGAAAAACUAGAGGAAUAUUGUAAUCCACGACAAAAUGAAGUUCUACAAUCCUUUCGCUUUUGGCAAGUACCUUUCCAAGAACAUUUUGACACAUUCCUAACAAAGUUGUACUCUUACGCUGAUUCUUGCAAUUUCAAGGAAAAAGAAAGAAUGAUACGAGACACUGUAACCGGUAAGCAACAAAAACUGUUAUUACGAGAGACUAGUUUAGACUUAAAGAAAGCUGUAGAAAUAUGCAGAGCCUAUGAGAUCACCUCGAGAAAUAAAAAGGAAAUGAGUGAAAGCAGUCAACUACAGAAGAUUGAGCAUAUAGCUGGCAAGAAAAGCUCAAAGUAUCCAACAAAACAACACCCUGAACAACAAAAGAACAGGAAUAACCCUCACAUCCUGAAUGAGUGCAAUUUUUGUGGAAAGUCUCAUGAAGCCAUUAAGACAAAGUGUCCCGCCUGGGGAAAACUCUGUAACCAUUGUAAAGGCAGAAACCAUUUUGAAGUCAAGUGCAAGAAAGUACACACACUAGAGACAAAAAGCAACUCUGAUGAAUCUGAUGACUCUGAUACCAACUGGCUUGCAACUGUGGAAGUUCCCAACAAAACCCGUGCCACUGCUCUGAUGCAAGUAAAUGACUGUGACGUCAGAUUUCAGCUUGACACUGGAGCCGAUGUGAACACACUGUGA